AUGCUGGUGGACGAUUCACGGCAGCCGAAGGAUCGAACGCACAAAUCCUUUAAGAUUAUGGACGUUACCUCUCAGGUGAUACACGACUAUCAUAAGUCUUCUCCCGUUGGUGAAAUUCAGCAUCCUCUACUCGAUCAGGGAUCUGCCACUCCACCGCACCAUGUGCGGGACCCAGGACAGCGUGAAGAAGAGGCCCGGGGUGACCUACCCAUAUUCAGCACGAGCGCCUCGCAGCCACUUGAUUCCGAUGAUUCCGAGCUUACUUCAGAAGACCUUUCGGAUGGUCGCGAACAUUCCAGGGGUUCGUCUCUGAACCAGUCAGCGGACAUGCCAAACAGGAGACUACCGGACCCUGAAGGUCCAACAGAACUGAGUCAGCCCACCGCCGGGGAUUUAGUGGAUAGCAAUCCGUGGCUACGGCAAGUGCUGCUCAAAUCGCCUGCCUUGCUUGCUCCUGGUCCCGACCUAGAUGCGAACACCUCCCCUCUGCUGCAACGCUUUCCUGAGUGUUGGGAUUCCACUGAUAUGAGUCACGAGGAUGGCGUCUUCCAGCCGGGUUCCGGCUAUCUCGAACUGCACUCCACCCUGAGGAACCAUCUCAUGCAAGAAGCGCGAUCCCGUUAUCCUUCUCGGCGAAACUCUACGGACAUCCCGGGUCCAGCUCGAAUGACUCUCGGGCACGACGGUUUCACUACGGUCCCGAUUCUACAGCUCAGAGACUACGAAGAUUAUAGCCAGAUCUCCAACGACCAAAUUCCCGUGGAUCUGCCCAAGGAUGUGGAAUAUGUUUUGUGGAAGAACUGGCUGGAAGAGAUUGCCCCGUGGCUGGACAAGUUUGACAGUCAACGCCAUUUUCAAUAUACCCUUCCCGUGAUGGCACAAUCCCACGACCACCUCCGGUACGCCAUGUUAGCCGUAUCUGCCCGCCAGCAAGAGCAGAAAGACAAGACAUUGCCCAUCGAGCGCAGUUUAAUGCUCUACCAUAAAGCCAUCCAGCUUCUCCUCCCACAGCUUCCAACGAGAUCCACCGCUGUGAUCGGGUCUUGCGUGGUCCUUUGUGUGCUGGAGAUGCUCAGCUGUGCCCCGAAGGCCUGGCGACGGCAUCUCGACGGAUGCGCGCACUUGAUGCAAGCAGUGGGUAUCAAUGGCUUCGUCGGAGGUGUCGAACAGGCACUCUUUUGGUGCUUUGCCCGGAUGGACGUAUGCGGCGGCUUGAUUUCCUCCAUCAAGACACUGAUCCCGGUCGACCAUUGGGCUUCCAGGAUUGACCUCAAUACUGACAUCGGACUCUUUCAGUCCAUAUCUGCAUUUGAAGCCAGCGCAAACCAAGCCGUCUACCUCUGUGCGCAGACCUUGGAUCUCCUAGCCCCAUCCCACUUGCUAGGACGAGGAGCGAGUGCCCGGUGCGACCCCUGCGACAUAGCCUACAUCGAACGAUGGUUUAAGCUGUGGCGUUGCAUGGAAGACUGGCAGGUCAGACGGCCAAAAGAGAUGAAACCGAUCGUCAACUUUCCCUGCACAGAGCCAUUCCCCACGAUUCUUUUCAGCAAUGCAGCGGCAAUAUCCGGAAAUCAGCUCUACCACACCGCGGCAAUAUUACUGUUGCAGUCCAAGCCGGCCAAUAUACGACUAGACCCGAAACCACGCUCGAUCCUGUGGCAUGCCCGCCAGAUCUGUGGCAUUUCCAUGAGCAAUGACCAUCAUGGUGCGUGGACCAACUCGAUCCAACCGCUGUGGAUUGCCGGCCAAUGGAUGAGCCACCCGAGCGAGCAUCAGGCAAUUCUGAGAUUACUUGAAAGAAUCGAACAAGAGUGUGGCUGGCCCACAAAGUGGCGGGCGAUCGAUCUUCAAGAGUUUUGGGGAGAUUUGUCGCAAUAA
This is a messenger RNA of Aspergillus udagawae, 1878 nucleotides long. RefSeq lists its product as uncharacterized. The transcript has a single exon. Gene Ontology annotation, cellular component: nucleus. The record is from RefSeq and is a predicted model, not a curated record. Lineage: Eukaryota; Fungi; Ascomycota; Eurotiomycetes; Eurotiales; Aspergillaceae. Bases 1 to 1878 code for a protein of 625 amino acids. Gene Ontology annotation, molecular function: transcription cis-regulatory region binding; DNA-binding transcription factor activity. Gene Ontology annotation, biological process: positive regulation of transcription by RNA polymerase II.